GCGCGUCAUCAUAACCUUCGCCAUGACUAUACGCGGUACACGAACACCCGGUUUGUUUUCACAACAACAUGGACUUCGACAAGAGCGCGUGUGUCGUUUAGUUUGUGUUCUUAUUACCAUUUAACGUAAUUUUCCGAUACUUAUUAGAUAACACCGUAAUUUAAGAAUAUCAUGGUAAUAAUAUACGGAACUAUGGACUCUUACGACCGCGACACCGAUGUAAAAGCAGGUGUGCGUGUUUAUACGUUUACCGAUCGUCCCGACAGGGAGAAUGAAUUCAAGUGGUGGCAUUCGUUUUGUUUACGAUGCCACGAAGAGGACCGUACGCCGUCCCAUGAGCCAACAUGGUGGAAAAAAGUCUUCCCCUUUCCAUUGUUCCCGACGUUCCGACAAUCAGCACAACAAAUAUGCAUAGCGAUGUUCUUUUUACUUACUUGGGGGAUUCUAUACGCCGAGCUCGGAAGCCCAUUCAGCAUAAAUGGAGAGCUCCUGAGCAUGACAGUUCUGGUUAUCGCAGCGUACUUAAUCGGUUGGGUCUGGUUAAAGAUUACAACCUUGCCUGCUCUUAUUGGCAUGCUGCUUACUGGAAUAAUUUUUCAAAACUUGGGUUUAGUCCAUAUAAGUGAUACUUAUAGAAAACUUAAUCAAGAUCUAAGGAAAAUCGCCUUAGUCAUAAUACUUACGCGAGCGGGCUUAGGAUUAAACGCCAAUGUUCUUAAGAAACACUAUGUGGCUGUUUUGCAACUGGGCCUUCUUCCUUGGCUAGUCGAAUGCUUGGCCAUUGGAGUAACUACACACUUCUUGUUAUAUUUGCCUUGGAUUUGGGCAUUUCUCUUGGGCUCCAUGAUUGCUUCCGUAUCUCCUGCAGUGGUUGUACCAUGUUUGUUCAGAUUACGAGAUGUUGGCUAUGGGGUGAAUAAAGGAAUACCAACUUUGCUACUAGCUGCAGCAGCUAUUGAUGAUUCAGUUAGUGUCGCUGUUUUUGCGAUAAUAUUAAAUGCUAUGUUUUCUUCUGGUUCUAUGACUUUUAAUAUCAUCAAGGGACCUUUAUCAAUAUUAGUUGGAGUUUUAUUUGGAUCUUUAUGGGGUGCGCUAUUAUCAUUUAUGCCAGAAAGAAACGACACUUACGUAGUUACUCUACGAUUCCUGGGCCUGUUCUUGGGGGGAUUAUUCUCAUUAUUCAUAUCAAGUUUAAUAGAAUGGAGUGGUGCUGGUCCAUUAGCAAUUAUAUCAUCCGGGUUUAUUGCUACUUAUUUCUGGGAGAAACAGGGAUGGCCUGUAAAUAAAAACCCAGUCAGCGAUCUGUUUAGAAUCCUGUGGAUAUUCUUCGAGCCUAUACUUUUUGCAUUUACUGGUGCUCAAAUAACGCUGAGCGCUUUGGAUCCGCAAGUGAUUUCUAUGGGAGCAGUGUGUCUUGUUUCAUGUUUGAUGCUCCGUAUUGUGUCAACAUUUCUUUUGAGUUUUGGAUGCGGCCUUAAUAGCAAGGAGAAACUAUUCAUUGGACUGACAUGGUCAGCCAAAGCUACUGUUCAGGCGGCUUUGGGACCUGCAGCGCUAGACUUGGUGAAUAGUGGGCUAACAGCUGGUGGAAUUUUGGCAGAGGAAGAACAUUUUGCCAAGGCAAUUCUUGCAGUCAGCGUGUUGAGCGUCAUCAUAUCCGCACCACUAGGAGCCAUUCUGAUAGCGAUCACUGGACCACGUUUGCUCAGUUGUGAUGGAAACGGCGUUCAGAAAAGCGAUCCACCUCCAAAUGAAGAUUUACAGUCUACUUUAUAAUUUAUAAAAUAUUUAUUUCGAACGUUAUUAAAUCCACCAAAUGUAGUUAUUAUAAUA
Aricia agestis (brown argus) is the source of this 1833-nucleotide messenger RNA. RefSeq names its product sodium/hydrogen exchanger 9B2-like. Gene Ontology annotation, biological process: proton transmembrane transport. The record is from RefSeq and is a predicted model, not a curated record. The transcript has 13 exons. Lineage: Eukaryota; Metazoa; Arthropoda; Insecta; Lepidoptera; Lycaenidae. Bases 172 to 1776 code for a protein of 534 amino acids. Gene Ontology annotation, molecular function: antiporter activity. Gene Ontology annotation, cellular component: membrane.